CCUUGUGAGGCUGAGCUUCAGGAAUUAAUGGAACAAAUUGACAUCAUGGUAAGCAACAAGAAAUUGGAUUGGGAAAGAAAGAUGAGGGCUUUGGAGACACGAUUAGAUCUUCGGGAUCAAGAGUUGGCAAAUGCACAAACUUGUUUGGAUCAGAAAGGUCAAGAGGUGGGAUUACUUCGACAGAAGUUGGACAGUCUGGAAAAAUGUAAUUUAGCAAUGACUCAGAAUUAUGAAGGACAACUACAAACCCUAAAAGCUCAAUUUUCCAAACUAACAAAUAGCUUUGAGAAACUGAGAUUACAUCAGAUGAAACAAAACAAAGUUCACCGAAAAGAAAUACCUCAUAAAGAAGAAGUGCCCUUUGAACUGAGCAAUUUAAACCAAAAAUUAGAGGAAUUCAGAGCAAAGUCAAGAGAAUGGGACAAACAAGAGAUAUUGUAUCAGACUCAUCUGGUUUCUUUAGAUGCUCAACAAAAAUUAUUAUCUGAGAAGUGUAAUCAAUUUCAGAAACAGGCACAAAAUUAUCAAACUCAACUAAAUGGUAAAAAACAGAGCAUAGAAGGCAGCAGCUCUGAAAUUCCUAACUUGUUAUGUGAAUCAGAUACCAGUUGUGAAACCACUGAAAGAGAUGAAUUCAUUAUUGAAAAAUUAAAAUCAGCUGUGAGUGAAAUAGCAUUAAGCAGGAAUAAAUUACAAGAUGAAAAUCAGAAGCUCUUACAAGAACUGAAAAUGUACCAAAGACAGUGCCAGGCCAUGGAAGCAGGACUCUCAGAAGUGAAAAAUGAGUUACAGUCACGUGAUGAUCUCUUGAGGAUUAUAGAAAUGGAACGAUUGCAGUUACACAGAGAAUUAUUAAAAAUAGGAGAAUGCCAAAAUGCUCAAGAAAAUAAAAAAAGACUUGAACCAUCUUAUUCACCUUCUACUAAAGAACCAGAAAGGAAAAGGAAAGAGAUAUUUCCAGUGGUCCCAGACCAAUCAAAUCGUGAAAAAGAAUUAACUAAGAUAAGAAGCCAGCUCUAUCCAGAGGAAGAGUUCCACAGCUCUGAGCAGGAAAGAAUGAGGAAUGAAAUCUCUGACUUAACAGAGGAGCUUCAUCAGAAGGAGAUCACUAUAGCAACUGUCAUGAAGAAAGCUGCCCUUUUGGAAAGACAGCUAAAGAUGGAGUUAGAAAUAAAAGAAAAAAUGUUAGCAAAGCAACAGGUCUCAGAUAUGAGAUAUAAAGCUAUCAGAACAGAAAACACACAUCUAAAAGGAAUGAUGGGAGAUUUAGACCCUGGGCAAUAUAUGAGUGUGGACUUCACUAACAGGGAAUAUUCAAGGCAUACAUCCAUUAACAAACUGGAAUAUGAGAAUGAAAGGCUUCGAAGUGAUCUUGCAAAACUUCAAAUCAAUGGAAAAUCAGCAUGGUCUAAUCAAAAUACCUAUGAAGAAACAGGAAGAUACUCCUAUCAAAACCAAAUAAAAAUGGAAAAAAAUGAAGAUAGACUUAGCCAAGAUCAUGAACCAAAUAGAAGUACCACGCCUCCAAUGCCACCUUUGACAUUUCGAACCAAAGAAAUGGCAAGUCCUUUGGUUAGUGAUGAUGAAGUAUUCCCACUGUCUCCCCCAGAUAUCUCCUUCCCUGCUUCUUUGGCUGCACAGCAUUUCCUUAUGGAAGAAGAGAAGCGAGCAAAAGAACUUGAAAAGCUUCUAAAUACACAUAUUGAUGAACUGCAAAGACAUACAGAAUUUACUCUUAAUAAAUACACCAAACUAAAACAAAAUAGACAUAUAUGAGCUUUUAAACUUUUUUAUUUGCUCCCCAACCCCAAGAAAAAAAGCUCUGGCAAAAUAUUUACAAAGCUGAGUAUUGGAGCUAAGAAAUUUUGUUCUAUUUUCUUGAGUAAAUAAUUUCUGUAAGGCAGCUAGAAAAUAGCAUUUUGUUUGAUAAAGCUGUUUGUA
This is a messenger RNA of Marmota flaviventris (yellow-bellied marmot), 1941 nucleotides long. It is a transcript of the gene Deup1, whose product is annotated as deuterosome assembly protein 1. Lineage: Eukaryota; Metazoa; Chordata; Mammalia; Rodentia; Sciuridae. The record is from RefSeq and is a predicted model, not a curated record. Gene Ontology annotation, biological process: centriole replication; de novo centriole assembly involved in multi-ciliated epithelial cell differentiation. Gene Ontology annotation, cellular component: centriole; deuterosome.